AUGACAGAAAAUUAUGAUUUAAAUUCUCAAUCUUUAUAUAAUAAUUCAAAUAUUAAUAUUUUAUAUAAUGAAAAAUCAGUUGUUAAUACUACUGAUUUUAUUCAUCAAUCUCAUAAGCAAAUACCCAUAAUAUAUCAUUUUUUAGUCAACACAUUUAUAUUAAUUUAUAAUAAAUAA
Molecule: messenger RNA, 177 nt
Organism: Dictyostelium discoideum AX4
Lineage: Eukaryota; Evosea; Eumycetozoa; Dictyosteliales; Dictyosteliaceae
Exons: 1
Coding region: 1-177 (58 amino acids)
Source: RefSeq, a predicted model, not a curated record